Messenger RNA from Knipowitschia caucasica, 1671 nucleotides. The record is from the annotation of a GenBank genome assembly. NCBI's taxonomy places the organism in Eukaryota, Metazoa, Chordata, Actinopteri, Gobiiformes, Gobiidae.
AUGAGGCUUCCUAAACCACUGCUAUGGGCCGCUUUACUCAUCCACAAGGUCGUUGCAGAAUAUGGCAUGGCUCACAUCAGUGACAAGGAUAAAAGCAAAGGAAAAGAUUACUGCAUUUUCUUUAACUCCCAGUGGGCACGACUUCCGCAGGACCUCAACAAAGCUUCGCGCCUGCAGAUCUAUGACCUGACGAGCUCCGUGCUGUGCUCAGCCUCUGAGGUGCCAGAGGGGGGCUUCCCAAACUGUAUCCCCAUGGUGCUGAGGGGAAACUGCACCUUCUAUGAAAAGGUCAGACUGGCUCAGAUCAAUGGAGCCAAGGGUCUGCUCAUCGCCAGCAAAGAGAGACUGACACCGCCAGCGGGGAAUAGAACUCAAUAUGAAGAGAUCGACAUCCCUGUUGCACUGCUCAGUUAUGCAGACAUGCUGGAUAUAAGCAGCAGUUUUGGAAAAGGGCAGCUGGUGGCUAUGUAUGCUCCCAACGAGCCUGUGCUGGACUACAACAUGGUCAUUAUCUUUUUAAUGGCAGUUGGGACUGUGGCCAUCGGUGGAUACUGGGCCGGCAGCAGAGACAAUAAGAAACGUUACAUGAAGCACAAGCGAGACGAUGGCGCAGACAAACAGGCAGAGGACAUGGUGGACGUCACUCCCAUUAUGAUCUGUGUGUUUGUGGUCAUGUGCUGCAGCAUGCUGGUGUUGCUCUACUUCUACUACGACUACCUCGCGUUUUGGGUGAUUGCCGUCUUCUGCCUGGCAUCCUCUGUGGGGCUCUACAGCUGCCUCUGGCCCUUCAUACGCAGACUACCUUUUUGUAAAUGCAGGAUCCCGGAGAACAACCUGCCGUACUUGCACAAGCGGCCUCAGAUCCGGAUGCUGCUGCUGUCGGCCUUCUGCGUCGCAGUCAGCCUCACGUGGAUGGUUUUCCGCAACGAGGACCAGUGGGCCUGGGUGUUACAAGACACACUGGGAAUCACCUUCUGCCUCUACAUGCUCAAAACAGUGCGACUCUCUACAUUUAAGGCCUGCACGAUACUGCUGUCAGUACUGUUUGUCUACGACGUCUUCUUUGUUUUCAUCACACCAUUCUUCACAAAGAGCGGCGAGAGCAUCAUGGUGGAGGUGGCAGCUGGUCCGUCAGACUCGUUCACACAUGAAAAGCUGCCCAUGGUGCUCAAAGUGCCACGGCUAAACUUCUCUCCUCUGGCUCUCUGUGACCGGCCCUUCUCUCUGCUGGGAUUUGGGGACGUCUUAGUACCAGGUCUGCUGGUGGCCUACUGUCACAGGUUCGACAUCUUAAUGCAAACCUCCAGGAUCUACUUUGUGGCGUGUACCAUCGCCUACGGCGUGGGGCUCCUCAUCACCUUCGUGGCCCUGGCCCUCAUGCAGAUGGGGCAGCCCGCUCUGCUCUACCUGGUGCCUUGUACUCUGCUCACCAGCCUCACUGUGGCGCUGUGGCGCAAGGAGCUGCCACAGUUCUGGACAGGAAAUGGAUUUGUGCCCGCCAUAGCACUGGCCCCCAUUACCUGCACUCAGACCGCAGUGGCCGCAGCAGCAGAGACCGAGGCUUCCACCAGUCCUCACGAGAACACUCACGCGGACCACCCCUCACCCACACAGGAGGACCCCGCGAACACCACAGAGCAGCUGCCAGAGAACCAGAGCAAAUCCAACUAA